Schistocerca serialis cubense is the source of this 2246-nucleotide messenger RNA. RefSeq names its product CCR4-NOT transcription complex subunit 2 (gene Rga). Lineage: Eukaryota; Metazoa; Arthropoda; Insecta; Orthoptera; Acrididae. The transcript is spliced from 8 exons. The coding region runs from base 417 to 1757 and encodes 446 amino acids. Gene Ontology annotation, cellular component: CCR4-NOT core complex; P-body. Gene Ontology annotation, biological process: nuclear-transcribed mRNA poly(A) tail shortening; regulation of stem cell population maintenance; regulation of DNA-templated transcription. The record is from RefSeq and is a predicted model, not a curated record.
AGUACAUACACUGAGUUAUACUGCCUAUGUAGUGUUCCUAUGAAGACGUGUGUAUGAAUAAGUGAGCGAAACAUAAUUGUUGAAUGUUUCCUAGAUAUGUAUCAGGACUCUAUAAAGUAUACGUAUGUGACAAACGGUAGGGUGUUUAAUGAAUUGUACAUUUGUGAAUAGCACACAAAAUUCGCGGGUGAGAAGUUUAUGCGUUAGACAACAUCCCAUAAACACGAAUGCUUCAAAGAUUCAUGGAAUCAAAGGCAUGGUGGGACGGGGUGGGUGGUAGAGAAUUAGAAAAUUGUUACAACCCUGUGCUAGAAACAGUGGAAAGUGUAUAUAGAAAUCGCUUGAAUAUGUUAAUUAUGUUACGGCUUGCUGUUAAGAUACCAGUUUUAUAAAAUUUUAAGGCGUCUACUGGUGUUAUGGAAGAAACUAAUAUGACACCCAGGAACAAAUUGCGGGGUUCGAAUUCGAUGGGAAUGGGUAGCUUCAGCAUACAAGGACGUACCUAUGGCUCACAAGGAUCAAUAAACAACUUCCAUUCUGUGUUCAAUGGUGGCGGUGAUACCGGUUCGCCACCUGUGCUUGAUUUAUCGGAGUUUCCCUCUCUGACCAACAGAGGGCAACCUGAGCCCGUACCUCAGCCAAGUCCGAUGCAGAGCAAACAAACAUAUGGUAGGCCACUUAGGGCGGCAUUAAAUCCUACCAAGAGCUCACAUACUGAUAACAGUCCAGCGUUGAUGCGCCAUAGUCCAGAGGUUAACACAGGUGGAGCAACGAGAUUACACAAGCCAAAAGGGGCACGACCAGUCAGAUCGACAAUAAAUCCAUCCAAAAAUUGUCACUCUGAGCACAUUCCAGGCCUCACCUCUCAGAGCCAGGACAUCGACAUGGGAAGAGCAUCUGCAAGUAGACUGUUGAAAAACCAAGUAACUGUGGUGAAGGCACCACCAUCAGAAACAAAUGAAUUUACAAUGAGCUCGGAGGACUUCCCUGCACUGCCUGGUACUCAGAGGACAGAAGGACCAUCUCCCGGUGGAAGUUUAUCAGUGGAAAAGAAUCUCUCUGUAUCGAAUUCAGAUAUUGGACAAGAAACAACUGUUGGAAAUAGGGCACCUGGUGCUGAGAAGUCGCAGACCAAAAGAGGAAUACAAACAUCCCCUGAUGGUAAAGUGACGAGGAUUCCGGGAAGUAUGGUCAAGGACCAAUUUGGUAUGGUUGGUCUUCUAACAUUUAUUAGGGCCGCAGAAACAGAUCCUAAUUUGGUUUCCUUAGCCCUGGGUCAAGAUUUGACAGCACUUGGUUUGAAUUUGAAUUCACCUGACAAUCUGUACCCUAACUUUGGAGGGCCGUGGGCAGAAACACCGUGCCGACCUCAGGAUAUUGAUUUCCAUGUGCCUCCUGAAUAUCUUAUUAACCCUAAUAUAAGAGACAAACUGGGUCCAGUGAAAUUGAACCGGUACAAAGAUGACUUGUUGUUUUAUAUGUUUUAUACAAACAUUGGUGAUGUGGCACAGUUGGCUGCAGCAACAGAGUUGUACAACAGGGAGUGGCGGUAUCACACAGAAGAGAAGGUUUGGAUUACACAAGCACCAGGAAUGGGAGCUGUUGAAAAGACUUCGACAUACGAACGUGGUACAUACUUCUUUUUUGAUGCACAAAAUUGGCGAAAAGUGGCUAAGGAAUUUCACCUUGACUACAAUAAGCUGGAGGGCAGACCUCAAAUGCCAUCAACGAUUAAUCAGUCCCAAACUGUCAUGUAAUUUCGUUUUAUAAAUAUAUAUUUUUGAAUAAAAUAUGCAAAAAUAGUAAUAUAUGUGGACACUGUAAGUAUGCAAGAGAAAAUGAAGUAAGAGGCACAGCAAAAGCGGAUUUCUAUUUUCUGAGUACGUUUUUAUCUUUUAAUGUCACAUUCUACAUGAUUCGUCGGGUGUGGCUCUCAGCGUAACAUUGCCAGAAGUGUACUGUGUAAUACAUAAUUGUAUUUACAAGAGUAGUGAUCUGCAGACUGGUAUCAUGUUCAACAAAAGGAAGAAAGGACUUAUUUUCCUUCAGUUAUGUUGUCAAUAAUUUGAUUAGUUCAGUUUUGUAUGUUUUGUUUUAUUUCAUUUCUUAAUUGUGUUGUUUGUAUGAGAACCUGUUUACAACAUUCAUGUAUAUGUACAUAUUGUAUGUCGAGCUGUCUCUAAAAUUUGAGACAGCCAGAAUCGUGAACUUAUUAUAUGCAUUUAAAUGGUUAUUGUUAUGAAGAA